Messenger RNA from Didymodactylos carnosus, 3270 nucleotides. The record is from the annotation of a GenBank genome assembly. Lineage: Eukaryota; Metazoa; Rotifera; Eurotatoria; Philodinida; Philodinidae.
AUGUCCUCAUCUGAGAUGACAAUGGAAGACGAUUCUGGAGAAGUAUGUGGUCAUAAACAAGAUAAAACGUUUAAUUAUUUGACAAAAACAUUUAAUCAGAAAGAUGGUCCACCCAUACAGGCAAUGUGUGAUAUCACUCGUACACAUGUCGAUUCAUUUAAUUGGAUGUUAAAAGAAGGACUAAUGAAAGCAACAGCAUGUGUGCAACCCUUAGAAUUUGAAACAAGCAAUAAAUCACGUAUCAAAGUUAAAUUUGUUAAGCUCGAAAUUUCGCGACCAAAAUCGAAAAUAAUUGCCGGUGCUAGUCGAACGCAUCAUGUUGUUUUUCCAUUUGAAUGUCGUAUGGGUAAAUGUACAUAUUCCGGACAAUUGAAUGCUCGUUUGCAGGCUGAAGUUUAUGAUUCAAAUGGGAAAAUGAUUGGAAAAGAGACAUACGACAGAAAUUUGGGACCUAUACCAGUCAUGGUGCGAAGCGAUAUAUGUAAUCUGAAUAAAAUGACAACGUCAGAGUUAUGCUCAAAAUCAGAAGAACCAAAUGAAAACGGCGGUUACUUCAUCGUCAAAGGUUAUGAACGAAUAUUGCGACUAUUAACAAUGUCCAGAAGGAACUAUCCGAUGGCGAUGUCUCGUGGCAAAUGGAAACAGCGUGGACCUGGUUUUACCGAUAAAGGAAUACAAAUUCGUUGUUUAGCUGAUGAUCAACGAGGAAUUGAAAAUACUCUUCAUUAUUUGGAUACAGGUGCCAUCUCUCUGGCAUUUAUGCUUCGCAAAGAAAUGUAUUUUAUACCCGUUAUUAUGAUACUCAAAAUGUUAGCUGUGGACAAUGCAUCUGAUCGUGAAAUAUAUGGAUGUUUAAUGAGAGGUUGUGAAGGAAAUAGAGCGUCCGAGGGCUCCAUCAAAUACAUGUUUCGUCAGUUACAGAAGACAUUUUGGAGAGAACAUCUGUUGCUGAAUAAAGAUCAAAUAUUAAACUAUGUUGGUUCACAUUUUCGUGAAAAGUUAAAUCGUCCAGCAUGGCAUUCGGAUCAAGAAAUAGCAAAAUAUUUAUUAUCACAAUAUAUCCUCAUUCAUAUCAAAGACAAUAAUCAAGCUAAAUUUAAUCUAUUAAUAUUUAUGAUUCGUAAACUGUUUGCAUAUGUUCGAGAUGAAUGUAAAGCAGAAGAUCAAGAUUCACCAUCGAUGCAUGAAUUACUGCUACCAGGACACGUCUAUUUAUCAUUAUUAACAGAACGUCUAGAGUCAUGGCUAUGGACAUUGCGUGAAACGUUUCUGAAAUUAAAUAAAAACAAAAAUGAUGCUAUUACUACAAAACUUCGCUCGUCGAUGGAUGCGAUUGAUAAAGAUCAAAUAGCUAAAGCAUUCGAAUUUUUUCUAGCCACAGGAAAUUUAAAUUCAAAAACAAACCUUGGACUCAGACAGACAAGUGGUUUUUCAAUCAUUGCCGAACGUUUAAAUAUUUUACGUUUUAUUUCACAUUUUCGUUCUGUUCAUCGUGGGGAUGCAUUUACUGAAGCAAAAACAACAUCAGUGAGAAAAUUACAUCCCGAAGCAUGGGGAUUCUUGUGUGCUGUACAUACGCCGGAUGGAUCAUUAUGUGGACUAUUGAAUCAUUUGUGUAUAGCAUGUAAAGUUUCAGAUGAUUAUCCUUUUGAUACAAUUACUGAUCUUCUACAUUCAUAUGGUAUGAUUUGUCCAGCUAAUCCAAUUGGAGAACAUUUAGUCUCACACGAGUCGUCGUAUGAUGUUCUUCUCAAUGGCCAAAUAAUCGGUUAUGUGUCAGAUAACAAGGUAUCACAAAUUGUUCAACAAUUGCGUCUAGAUAAAUGUCUCUCUAGACCUGGCGUACCAACUUAUCUUGAAAUUGUUCAUAUACCAAAGACGGGCAAAUAUACUCUCUAUCCUGGUGUCUAUCUAUUUACAACACCGGCACGAAUGAUGAGACCGGUGAGAAAUUUACAGACAAAUACACAAGAAUAUAUUGGCACAUUUGAACAAGUCUAUUUGGGAAUAUGUAUUACACAUCAAGAAUUUGUUAAUGGAUAUACAACUCAUCAAGAAUUGAAUCAGCAUAAUUUUUUGAGUAUAACAGCAAACUUAACGCCAUUCAGUGAAUAUAAUCAAAGUCCAAGAAAUAUGUAUCAAUGCCAGAUGGCUAAACAAACAAUGGGUACUCCUUCAUUAGCUUAUCGUCGUCGUAAUGAUAAUAAACUUUACUAUAUCACAACUCCUCAAGCUCCACUUGUACGAACCAGUGUUUAUAAUCAAUAUUUGUUGGAUGAUUAUGCUAUGGGAACAAAUGCUAUUGUUGCUGUACUCUCUUAUACGGGCUAUGAUAUGGAAGAUGCAAUGGUUAUAAACAAAGGUUCGGUUGAACGGGGGUUUGCACAUGGAGCAAUUUAUGCAUCAGAACUUAUUGAUUUGCAAGAGUUUGUCACCGAAAAAUCUGAUCAAGGAAAAUAUCCACUCGUUUUUUCUCUUGAUACUAAAAAUGUUCAGUGGCGCCAUUUAGAUCAAGAUGGUUUACCUGUUAUUGGUUCAACAAUUUAUCCAGAAGAUGUUUUAUGUUGUUAUUUGAAUACAUUAACCGGUGAAUACAAACCAAUAAAAUAUCACAAGAAAGAACCGUCACAUAUUAUGUCCGUAACACUUGUAGGCAGCGAAGAUGCAAAACUACCAAAAUCUAAAGUUUGGAUUAUGUUUAGAAUAAUGCGUACACCAAUAAUUGGUGAUAAAUUUUCUAGUCGUCAUGGUCAGAAAGGUGUUUGUUCACGUUUAUAUCCGAGCGAAGAUUUACCAUUCACUGAAUCUGGUCUUGUGCCUGAUAUUAUUUUUAAUCCGCAUGGAUUUCCAUCUAGAAUGACCAUCGGUAUGUUAAUUGAAUUUAUGGCUGGCAAAUCGAGCGUAUUACAUGGUCUGUGUCAUGAUGGAACGCCGUUUCAAUUUGAUGAUGAUUAUCCGGCUGUUGAUUAUUAUGGAAGAUUACUAAAAGAUGCUGGUUUUAGUUAUUAUGGAACAGAAUCAAUGUACAGUGGAAUAACUGGACUACAAUUAGAAGUUGAUAUAUUUAUUGGUGUUGUGUUUUAUCAGAGACUAAGACAUUUAGUUAGCGAUAAAUUUCAAGUAUGUAUAUUUCUGAGUAAUUAUAACAAAUGUGCAAAUAGUUGUGUAUUCGUGAAUGCAAUUUUGAGUUAUAAAAAUAUUAUAAUAUUAAUACCGCAAAUUACAGUACCAGCUGUAAAAAUAUUUAAUGAGAGUCACAGUGAUGUUUAA